Molecule: messenger RNA, 6262 nt
Organism: Drosophila yakuba
Lineage: Eukaryota; Metazoa; Arthropoda; Insecta; Diptera; Drosophilidae
Gene: Srrm234
Product: serine/arginine repetitive matrix protein 2
Exons: 9
Coding region: 1210-5952 (1580 amino acids)
Source: RefSeq, a predicted model, not a curated record
CGCCCAGUAGCAGCAAGAUAUAUUUACAUACAAAUUAAAAGCAAUUAACGCCUGCUAAAACGACCCACUAAGUGUCCUUGGCGAGGACAGCGUGGGGCUGGAAAUGGAUGUAGCGCAUAGGAGCCGCCGCAGGGGACCCGGUAAAAAGGGCACGAUAAGCGCUGGAAAAUCGCUGGAAAAAUCAAUAUCCGCCCCGUCAGGAGCUCAGCACCAAAUGCAGCCAUAAGCCUUCUAAUCAAAGGAAAGAACCAAAAUAAAACAAGAGAUUCCAAUGACCUGGAGGGAGGGCUCGGCACCAAGGCAGCCCUUCAAGUGUGCCCGCGGAGGAGUAGCAAUGCAAAUGCACCCGUUGAAGGAAAACCCAGCGCCGGUGGUGGUGGUGGUGGUGGCGCACAGCCCUUGGUUCACCCCUAAGUUGGCAUUGCCAGCCGCUUUCGAGCCGCGGAUUAAGCGCUCAUGUCGUCGUCGUGGUGUCUACUAUUCUAGUGGUUGUUGCAAGUGCUAAGAGUGGAGCCCCAUUGAAGAGGUACCAGGGGCAGACGGAGUAAUGCUCGAUACCUAAGCCGAAUGAAUGCAACAAAUCACUAAAUAAGUCUUCCAAACAUAGUCAGUAAUUAAUUAGUAUAAGUCGCGAAGUGGAGCGAGCAAGUGCGCGAAGUAGCAGCAGCGGAGUAAACGUAAUAACCUAAGCAAUCGUAAUCCAAUGUCUCUUAAAAACUAUCCAACGUCUUCCAGAUGAUUAAGGAUUAUUUAAAAUAUCACGGGCUUUGCUAAAUGUAGCCAAAAGUGAAACCAAAUAAAUGCUAAUCCAUCGUCUUCCAAACGUAACCGAUGAAAUUAUAGCUAAAUAUAUUAAAAAGUAAAAGUAUUUUUGUAUUUAUAUAAAGCAUAAACACUCUGCUAAUCCAUUGUCUUCCAAUUACAUGGAUUUAAAUAUAUAUUAACGCAAAAAAAUUAAACAAACGCGAGGCAAAAAUUAAGAAAGGUAUAAUUAAAAUCCACUGUCUUCCAAUAACAUGGAUAUUUGAAGUUAAUAAUAAGUUUGAAUAAUGUCUUUUGAGAAUUAACCAAAAUUAAAGUGAAUGGACGCGAACGAAACUAAACUAUAGCCUGAAAUCCACUGUCUUCCUCAUACAUGGAUUAAAACUUAACGAUAAAAGCUUAUAACAAAACCUCUAAAUAACAUAAGUGAAUAACUUAAAAGCAAACAUGCUCUCCUCGGAGAUCUACAGCAACACCACGACAUCCACGGCUACGGCUGCAGUGGGAAGCACAGCGACUGCCUCGGUGGCCACUGCAUCCACGACGACAACAACGAUGGAAGCCACCACGGUGAAGGUGGUGAAACCAAAGAAACGCCGCAAGCGACGCAAACGCGCAGGUCACGCAAUCACCACCACCACCGCCACCGUAAAGAGCGCAACCAUCCCCAUUCCCGGUAGCAAACCGAGCAGUCCGCGUCCCCAAACCGGAGAGACCCCCUCCUCUGCUCCGGCUGCCACCUCAAAUGGGGCCAGGAAGACCAAGGCACCCUACUUUCAGCACGACAACCGGGAGUACCUGGCCAGGUACGAGAGCUUCCGAUUGACCGCCCACACGUGGAACUAUGCGGCGGUGGCCAGGAAGUUUAAGCCCUUGCGGCCGGCGUUGGCAAGCGGCGCCAACAAGACCAGGCGACCAGCAGUCUCCAAGAGGACUCAUCCAGACUGCGCGUGCGCUUGCCAACAGAAGGAGCAGGAGCCGGCACUUGAGCCGGCCCAGCGAACAGCUGAGCACUCCAUCCAGAAGGAGCUGCCUUCGUCACAGACGAAAAUUAAUAUCGAUGGCAGCGUCCUGCUCGAGCUGCUCAAGUAUUCCUCGAGCAACCUGCUGGAGACACUGCUGGGAGCCGGCAGUGCUAUGGCAACAAGUGCUCGCGACACCCAUCAAAUAGCCGAGGCUCAACAGCAGAAGAACGCCAAGCUGCGCGAGGCCUUCAACAUAUCCGAGUACUUUGUCGAGGGCAGCAGCUUCGACAGCGAUCGCAAGGCGAAGGAGGACCUGGCCAAAAGCGUGGCUCUCCAAAAGGAACUGGACGCCCAGCGCGAGAGCCUGGCAGCGGCGGCAGCUGCCGCAGCAGCCGGCAAGGACAAGGAGACCGGGAAGCGGUAUGCUCUAGUGCGCACUCCUUCCCGCGAACGGGAUCGCGAUGGUGGCGAUGCGGCGGCCAGUGGCGAUGAACGUGGCGAUCAUGUCUCCAAGACGGACAAGAAGAAGCGCAAGAAGCGCGCCAGAGAGAGUUCGGCCAGUCCUGAGCGCAAGAAGGACAAGAAGAAGAAGUCGAAGAAGCACAAGAAAGAGAGUAAGUCGAAGAAGAAAAAGUCGCGAAAGCGCAAGCACAGCGAAAGUGGCCGGGACAGCGACCGGGAUAGCGAUGACGACGACGACAGCAGCGAGGAGGAUCGACGCGAGUCGAAGAGUGCCCGCAAGAAGGCCAAGAAGGACAAGGAUAGCUUUCAAUGGCUCUCUUGUAGUUUUAAAAAGCGCGACAAGAAGCUGAAAAAGAAGUCACGCACACGGGCCAGUUCCUCGGACUCUGAGCGCUCCAACUCUCCAUCGCGGAAAGAGAACCAACCGGACAGGUCCCGUGGUGUAAAGACUUCCAAGUCCGAUGAGAAGGCUUCGCAGCAGGAAAAUGUCACGCGCAGCCGUUCUCGCGAGCGCAAGGAUACGAAAUCCAGGCCACUCGAAGCCUCCAUAGACAGUCGUCAUCACAAGGCAAGGGAACGGUCAGCGGCUACGCCACCACGCAAACAGCCGGAAAGGCAUCGAGAGCGCUCUAAGGAUAGGCAGCGGUCCAAGGAGAAGCACAGAUCGAGAGACAGACUGCGAUCUAAGGAAAGGCAGCGGUCUAAGGAAAGGCAGCGGUCUAAGGAAAGGCCGCGCUCCAGGGAAAGACAGCGAUCCAAAGAAAGACAACGAUCCAAGGAAAAACAGCGAUCUAAGGAAAGACAGCGGUCCCGGUCAAAGGACGUACUAAGAGGCAAGGAAAAACCGCAAUCCAAGGAAAGAGAAAGGUCCAGGGAAAGACGGCGCUCAAAGUCCAAGGAUAGACAAAGGUCCAAGGAAAAACACAGGCCCAAGGAAGAGAAACAAUCAGUGGACAAAAGGCGAGAUAGAUCCAGGGAUCGGUCAAAGGAAAAACAGCGCCCCAACGAGCGGCAACGUUCGAAGGAGAGGCAGCGCUCAAAGGAUAGACAUCGGUCAAGGGAGAGGCAGCGUUCUAAGGAAAGGCAGCUCUCCAAGAAUAGGCAACUUUCCAAGGAUAGGCAGCUCUCCAAGGAUAGGCAAGGAUUAAAGGAAAGACAACGGUCUAACGAGAGGAAACGAUCAAAAGAGAGACAGCACUCUAAGGAUAGGCAACGCUCAAGGGAGAGGCAGCCCUCUAAGGACAGGCAGCGUUCAAAAGAGAGACAGCGCUCUAAGGAGCCACAGCAAUCAAAGGACAGGCAACGUUCCAAGGAGAGACAGCGUUCCAGAGAACGUCCAGCCAAGGAACCCCGGCCCACACGAUCGCCAAGGGAGCGUAGUUCCAAAACGAGAGACGACCGCCGACAGCGGUCUCCUACCAACGCUAGCAGAAAGCGACAAGAUGACACUAAAUUAAGCCGCAAUUCCCGAUUCCAAUCACCAGCCCAUUCCCCAGAAGCGCCACCUAAGAAGUCGGUAACCGCACCAGCCUUCAAUCCCUUCAAGGCGGCGGAGGACACUGUUAACGAUAUCCUUGGCACGAAGUCGGUGAUGGUGGCCCUGGAACAGACUAAGCGCCAGCGAGCGGCUUCCAGCUCUAGCUCGGAUUCCGAAAGCUCCAGUAGUAGCUCGACUUCCUCGCGUACGCCAUCGCCUAAGCCCACCCCCAGGAAACAAAAGAAGAAGAGUAGGACACCAGAUCAAAAAGAGGUCAAGAAGGAGGUCAGCCCCAAGGAAGAGGUCCGCAGAAGCGUGAAGCGGGAGCAAUCCAACUCCCCGCAAAAGUCGAAGUCGAAGAGCAAGGUGGUCGACGCAAGUCCCAAGCCUACGAGGCGUCGUUCUCGCUCAGGUUCCUCUGAGUUGCGGUACUCGCCAGCUGAACGCCAUCCGGAACGCUACCGCGACGUCGUCCAGGACAAAAAGCGACCGUCCAAAGUUAGGGAAGCCCACUCGGCGAAACCUGCUCCAGUGGUCCGCCUGAGGGCGCAAAGCGACGACGGCAGCGAUGCCGAAACAGGAGUAGAUGGUGCCGCCUUGGAGGAAUUCCAGCAGAGCAGGCGCGAGCGCGAGGAACAGCAGGAACUGCGCAUGCUGGAGCAACUGAAGUCGGGGAUAGCGGCCAAGGCCAAGCAGAAGAUCAAGAUCAUGGAGAAAGACCCGGCCAAAGAGGGUAGCGAAGUAAGUGGCAGCGACCUGGUGACGGCUACUAAACGUAACUCGCUAAGCGAAUUCCUUGUUGCUAACAACGUGACCGCUUUGAUUAACCCACUGACUACAACCACGCUAACACUAACGACGACGCCCCCGCCGCCUCUGGCGGUGAUUCUGCCGCUGGAUCAGCGCCAGGAGCAGCCUCUGCUGCGGGAUCCGGAUCAAGAGCUGUCCGUGCCUGUGGAGGAACCGGUCAAGAAAAGGGACGCCGGCACACCGCCCAUUUGCAAGACGCCCCAAGUGGCGGCGAAUGGCGACGCAAAGAGUCCGACAUUGGUUUACAAGAACCACGUGCACCACAACAGGCCGCCUCCACAGCACAUGCAUCACCAGUCGCAGCAGCAGCAGCAGCCACAUCACCAGCAUCCUUCGGGGAAGCGCAUCUUUCACAACCGCACGCUGAACAAUAACCCUAACAGUAGACAUAGUACUAACAACCCUCAUGCAUGUGGUGGUGGCGGGGUCCCUCAUUCAAAUCCCAACAGUAGCAAUAGCGGCGGGAACAGCAACAACCCGGCCAUGCUCCCGUUUCUGGCGGGAACUCCGGGCACCUACAAUCGCACCACAAACCGCCUUAACCACGGUCCCCUGCUAACCGCCACCCACUACAACAUCUGCAAGAACCACCAGCACAGCCUGCAGCAGCAGCAGGCGCACCACCUGGCUCGUGGCUUGGUCUACAACUCCAGUCUCUUCGGCCACGGACCGCGCCAUCCGGGACUGCUGUCUCUGGCGGGAGCUGGUGUGGGCGUGGGUGGGCCAGGUGCUCCGCUGUUGGGUCAUCCUUCGCAUGUCCGGGGUGGUGGCGGUCCCAUUAGCUUCCAUGCGGCGGCAGCGGCUGCAGCCGUGGCCGCCAAUAGUAUUAGCUACCAUCAUCAUCACCAUCAGCACCAACAGAAACCGAAAAUCGUUAUAAAACCCUUCAAAAUUCACGAUUCACAGCCCCUAGUCGCAGCGCUCGCGGACAGCUCACUGGUGGACGCCAUCGUCUCCAAGGUAUCCACGGCCACCGUGGCGGCGGCGGAGAGUGCGGCCCGUAGGAGCCGUAGUCGAGAGCGUCGGAGCCGGAGUCGCAGCAAGAGGCGCACCAGCACCAGCCAUCAUCGACAUCACUCCAGCAGCCGGUCGAGAUCGCGCUACAGCUCGUCCAGCAGUCGCAGCGGAUCGCGCAGCUCAAGGUCCCGUUCCGGGUCGCACUCCUCCCGCUCCAGCUGCUCCUCGCACAGCAGCUCGGGCAGCUCCUCCUCCGGCAGCGGCUCCGGAUCAUCGCAGUCCGGCUCUCGAUCGCCCUCCAUCCCAAGGCGUCGCGGCUCGCCCAGCUUCCUAGACAGACGUCGCAUAACGAGCGCUCGCAAGCGACCGAUUCCCUAUCACCACAAGGCGAACGCCGAUGGAGAGGCGGAGGAGGCCUCAAGUUGCUGCUCCAGUUGCUUCAGCCGCGCCAGCAGUCCUGCCACGCCCCUUCUUACGCCUCUGCGCAACAGCCGAAGUCCCUCGACGAUCGCCUUCUGAGUGUUAACCGCGUCGCUGCGCAAGAUGUGCCGCGAGUCCUGAGACACGGUUGCCCCUCAAUCAUCACCAUCAUCCUAGUCACCUGCUCUAGUCAUACUCCUAGUCCUAAGAUAGUUGUUAUGCGCAUUUAACUUGUUUUACACCGCAUUCCGUAGCCCUAAGUUAGUCAUCUGCCCAUGAAUUUACUAGCGAAAUUAUAUUGUAGCUCCGAUAUUAUGCCAAUAAUACUCGUUCGUAAGCCUUUGCUCGAUUAUUUGCUAGUUCUAAGCCGCGUUUAAUAAAAAAAAACAUUAUUUGUUGCAUCUCUAAA